Toxorhynchites rutilus septentrionalis is the source of this 3329-nucleotide messenger RNA. RefSeq lists its product as uncharacterized. The record is from RefSeq and is a predicted model, not a curated record. The transcript has 2 exons. Bases 1458 to 3110 code for a protein of 550 amino acids. Lineage: Eukaryota; Metazoa; Arthropoda; Insecta; Diptera; Culicidae.
ACAUCAGCGGCAAUUGGCGGAAACAAUCAUUUCAUUGGAACCAGAACAUCAACAAACAGCGCGAUCAUCAUCCCACCAGUAAGACACAUCAUCGUUCGCUUUAUCGCGAACCCAACUCCACACGCAGCGCGGACGCGAUAGAAGAGAAUGCAGAAUCAGCAUCAACGAUAACGGGACACCGAGUGCACGCUUUCGAUUCCCAGAAAAUAGUAUCUUUGUAUAAACUAAGAAAUCGGCAGGCCUCUGUAUAAGGAAAUGAAAUAAAGUUAGUCUAGAUUUAGCGACCAUCGAAAACGGUUUGACAUUUUUAGUUUUUAAAAACUCCGAAGUUCACGGAGGGGACUUAACUGGCGCAGUCUUUGUGGAUUAGUUAAACGCGUUCCGCGAGUGAUUAAUGUGAGAAAAAACCGGCGUAUUCCAUCGAAAGGACAUCGAAGGAAAAAGCAUCAUCAAGAGGAUAUUGAUGAUUUGAGGACCUCCAACAGAAGCACCCGGAAUCAGCGUUGAACCUACACUAUCGAGGGGACAUCGAUAAAUAAAUUACGAACAUGAAUCACGAAUCCAGCGACCAGCUCCUAUUCUCGCUGUGCUUAAUGCACCUCAAAGCGAUUGAGGAAAAAUUCACCCAACGUCAACCGCUGCAGUUUACAAGCGCCGAAGCUAGAGCCCAGUUAAAAAUAAUCAAUUGCUUCUUUGAGCUUGCUGCAGGAGCCGCCGUAAGACAGAACUUUGCGAAACAAUGUACAAAAUACCUUACCGAUUUAGUUGACGACCUACGCGAUACAAUAGAAUGGAAUAUCCAUAAUCCCAGAAUGAUUACAACUAAAUGAAGAUAUUCAUUACCAAAAAUACUGAAUAAUUUCUUUUUCAUAUCUUUUUAGAGGCACACGACCCGGUAAAAUUCUGGAAAAUCAACAAGGACCACACAAUAUCCAUUAUACAUUCAUUAUAUAACCACACAAUAUUCAUUAUACACAUCUCAUAAAAAACAGAAGAAUUGUUUUGAAACGCGUAACCUGCGACUAACAUAUGAAAAAUAGAGAACAGAACAAUUUUUCAAAAUUGAAUAAAAUAAAAUUAAAUAACUUAACAAACACACUAAUAUUUCAUUUUUUUUGCAGGUAUUCUUAUUCAUCAGAAAAAAUUGUGUAAAGGGGAGAGAAAAUAAAGUAAAUAAAUAAUAAUAAAUUCAAACAGAAAGGUAAUAAAAAAAAUAAGUAUGUAAUAUUCCUCAGAUACAGUAUUUUAUAUAAAAUUCACGAAAUUUGUCAACAAGAAAAUAUCUCGAAUUCAUGCAAUUUCAAAAUUAUACUUUUUCUAAAGCAACAACUAUAUUGAUAAUAACAUUUACUAACAUUUAUCUUAAGUGAAUAAAAUACAUUGUAAUUUUAUUUCUUCAAAUUCCUCAUAUCAAAACAAAACAAAAAAAACAACUCUUUAUAUUACUAUCUGAUCAAAUGUAUAGGAAAAUGUUACGGAAUAUACUGAUAGCAUGGCUGACAGCUCUCACCCAAAUACACAGUGAUCCAAUUUUAAAUAUCGUGGAUCUUGGAAAUAACCCAAUAGUGUUAAUCAAACAAAUUAAUUGCAAAAUACAGACUGGAACAAUAAACAUUAUACAUCCAAUCAACUUAGAUCAAAUUGAGGAAAGCGCAGAACUUGUAACAGCAAAAUUUUAUGCUCAACUAACAUCAACUAACCCAUUGCACGAAGUUAUAAAAUUCCGAAUCAAAAAGCUGUACUCGUCCCUCUACGCAUUAAAACCACAAAAAGCGCACCGACAAAAGAGAUGGGAUACAAUAGGCACCGCGUGGAAAUGGAUCGCCGGUUCACCUGAUGCACAGGACCUGAGAAUAAUCAAUUCAUCCAUGAAUGACCUCAUCAAUCAGAAUAAUCAACAAUAUAAAAUCAACGAAAAUAUCAACAACCGAAUUACCCAACUGACACAGGCGAUUAAUCAAAUAGCUAGUUCAAUAAAUAACAGUACGAAAGAAUUGGAUAUUUUACAAGCAGUUACCACGAUGUUGAACGUUGAUAUUGUCAAUGAACUUUUAGAUAACAUUCAAGAAGCAAUCGCACUCACCAGAAUUUCUGUCAUCAAUAACAAAAUUCUAACAACACGUGAAAUAAAUGUGAUCAAAUCUGCUCUUCAGGACCAAGGAGUAGAAAUCAACUUUCCGGACGAAGCGCUACAAUUUGUCACACCCAAAAUUGCCGUCAAUAAUGGAGACUUACUGUACAUUCUGCACGUUCCCGAAUUGGAAAACUCUACAUCUACAAUUACAAGAAUUUUUCCGCUCAUCGUAAACGAUCAAAUUAUCAAAACCUACCCAAGCCACGUAAUACGACAUGGGCCGAAACUCUUCAAAACCAGUAAACCUGAAGAUUUUGUACAAAGAUCAUCCUACAUUGACGAAAUCGAAGAUGACUGUAUCAAACCAAUCAUACUCGGAAAGGAGUCUCGCUGCAUCUCAAUUUUCAAGAAUGACACAAUACAGCAGUUGAUCAACGAAAACACUAUAUUAAUCUCAAACGCCCGAAACCAGACACUCAAAUCCAACUGUGGACCCGAUGAUAGAACUAUCACCGGAAAUUUCAUAAUCAAAUUCGCAAAUUGUACAGUCAAGUUCAACGGUCAUAAGUUUCAAAAUUCAGAAAUAAUCGGUGAAACCGAAGUUCUGUACGGAGCACUUUAUAACACUCUAAUUCACUGGACAUUACAAAAAGAGCAUGACAUUACAGAAAUACGCGACACAGCGAUUAUCAACAGACAGAAAUUAGAUCACAUUCAUUUACGACAGAAUAGUCUUCGUUUCAGUCUAUGGACAACAUUCGGAGGAAUUUCUUUGUCAACAGUGAUUUGCUUCAUAGCCGUAAUUCUUUGUAUAAAGAAUAUUAACAUUUGCCCAGUAUUAAAACUUGGAAGAUCAAAAUCAAACAUCGAUCCGAGACGGCUCGAACUAAAGGAGGGAGAAGUUAACAUUCCUCUUGAGACCACCUUGAAUCGCCAACUCGACCGAUUGCAGCAACAUCAGCGGCAAUUGGCGGAAACAAUCAUUUCAUUGGAACCAGAACAUCAACAAACAGCGCGAUCAUCAUCCCACCAGUAAGACACAUCAUCGUUCGCUUUAUCGCGAACCCAACUCCACACGCAGCGCGGACGCGAUAGAAGAGAAUGCAGAAUCAGCAUCAACGAUAACGGGACACCGAGUGCACGCUUUCGAUUCCCAGAAAAUAGUAUCUUUGUAUAAACUAAGAAAUCGGCAGGCCUCUGUAUAAGGAAAUGAAAUAAAGUUAGUCUAGAUUUAGCGACCAUCGAAAACGGUUUG